AUGAGGUAUCCUAUUCCAGCAUGCAAGAUAACAAGACAUUUACAAUCUCUAUUUACAAACUACUUAGCCAAACGUGGGGAUACGAUACUAAACUGUAUCGAAAGCAAAAAUCUAUCGAAUCAAGCCAGGAUCAUCGAGUCUCCACAGCCUUUUCUUCAAACACUUCCUUCACGUAAAGUAUCACUGAAACGGACCAUGGAAAGAUUAGCUAGUUCUCGUCGCACCGUCAACCGUUACCUUUUCACUGCCACUGCCGAUGUUAUAGCUAAUCACAUCACAAAUUAA
Molecule: messenger RNA, 285 nt
Organism: Sclerotinia sclerotiorum 1980 UF-70
Lineage: Eukaryota; Fungi; Ascomycota; Leotiomycetes; Helotiales; Sclerotiniaceae
Exons: 2
Coding region: 1-285 (94 amino acids)
Source: RefSeq, a predicted model, not a curated record